This is a messenger RNA of Quercus lobata, 2217 nucleotides long. Its product is annotated as probable serine/threonine-protein kinase PBL25. Gene Ontology annotation, biological process: protein phosphorylation. Gene Ontology annotation, molecular function: protein kinase activity; ATP binding. The coding region runs from base 290 to 1768 and encodes 492 amino acids. The transcript has 5 exons. Lineage: Eukaryota; Viridiplantae; Streptophyta; Magnoliopsida; Fagales; Fagaceae. The record is from RefSeq and is a predicted model, not a curated record.
UAGAAUCCCACAUUUUGCUCUCCUUUCAAAUGACACCUUCUUCCCUUCCCUACCAAAAUGUCCACUCAUAUCUCCUCUUUUAUCUCCCGGAAACCAAAACUCAUCCGUCUUUUCUUCCCACCAAAUAUUUUUUCAACAUCUCCUCGCCAGCUUUGCCUACGGGCUGGCUAGCUAGCUUUGAGGGCAACAUUCUAUUAUUUUUAUAUACUCUUUGAAGAAUAUUAUUAAUUCGUGGAUCCUUCAAUGCUUGCUUUUAUUUUGAUUUUUGUUUCUGGAUUCAAUCAAGCAUAUGAUUAGAUCAUUGGCACACACAGUUACAGACAUGAGUUGCUUCCCGUGCUUCGUGUCACAGAGGAGUACGAAAACAAAUAGCAAGAGGGAGCACGUUUCUCCAUUUGAUGAACACACUACAUCAAGACCGCCUGUAGCUAAAACUCCACUAGUUGUGCGUGUAGAGAUUAAGAAACAAAAGGCUGCAGGUUGUGAAGUUCAAGACAGAAAUAGCGCAGCAAAAACUUUCACUUUCCGUGAGUUAGCAACAGCAACGAAGAAUUUCCGCCAAGAAUGUCUAUUGGGUGAAGGUGGAUUUGGAAGAGUCUACAAGGGUACGCUUCAAGCAAGCGAGCAGGUGGUGGCAGUGAAGCAACUUGACAGAAAUGGAUUGCAUGGUUACAAGGAAUUUCUUGUGGAUGUUUCAAUGCUCGGUGUCCUCCACCAUGAAAAUCUGGUCAAUCUCAUAGGAUACUGUGCUGAUGGAGAUCAAAGGCUUUUGGUGUAUGACUACGUGUCAGGGGGUUCUCUAGAAGACCAUCUUCUUGAUAUUGGACCAGAUCAGAAGCCAUUAGAUUGGUCUACAAGAAUAAGAAUUGCAUUUGGUGUUGCUAAAGGAUUAGAAUACUUGCAUGAUAAGGCCAAUCCCCCUGUUAUAUAUCGUGAUUUAAAAUCCUCAAACAUCUUGCUGGAUGAAGAUUUUAACCCAAAACUGUCUGAUGUUGGACUAGCUAAGCUUGGCCCUCUUGGGGACAAUACCAAUUUAUCGACAAGGGUGAUGGGUACAUAUGGUUAUUCUGCUCCAGAGUACACAAAAUCAUGUCAUCUCACAUUGAAGUCAGAUGUGUACAGUUUUGGAGUUGUUUUACUAGAGCUCAUUACUGGUCGAAGAGCCAUUGACACCACAAGACCGAUUGAAGAGCAAAAUUUAGUUGCUUGGGCACAACCCAUAUUCAGGGACCCAAGAAGGUUUCCAGAUAUAGCUGAUCCUCUUCUUAGAAAGCAAUUCCCAGAAAAAGAAUUGAAUCAAGUAGUUGCAAUAGCAGCCAUGUGCCUGCAGGAGGAAGCAGCAGUCCGUCCCUUUAUGAGUGAUGCUGUAACUACUCUAAGUUUCCUUUCUACAACUCCACCAGAGAUCAUCCAGCUUGCUCUUCCAUCGCCUGCCACACCUUCUCAAACUGAAAAUCAUCACAUUGACCACAAUACUUCAGAUGAUGAAGAUGAAGAUAGUGAAAGUAGUGCAAUACACCAAGAUGCAGAUAGUAAAGCUGCAGACAUGCUGGGGAGUGACAGUUCAGAUUCAGACCAUGAGGAUAUUGAUAUAAUAGAUGAUGAACAUGAAGAGCAUCAUGAUCAUGGAGAUGCUUCAGAUUAUGAGGGUAGAGAGACAGCAUCUUGUGAAAAUGAAUACCAAAAAACCGUUCUUAUGGAUACUAAAAUACAGCUUUCCAAUAACUCAAGUUGCAAAAACAGCAGGCAGCAGCAACAGAUCACAUAAUGGAAGAGCUUCUUUGAUGCACAAAGUCAGCAGCAGCUUUAGUUCAUACGAAGGAAGAGUGUCAUCAAGCCAUAGCAGCAGCAAGGGAGCACACGAUGGAGAUGGACAUGUAUCUUCACUCAACAACUGCGGUAGUGGGGAUUUAUCGUAGGAGAUUGCUUGCAAGUAUUUGUGUUACUUCCUGAAUAUCAUAAAACGAAUAAUUCUUCAUCUUUCUUUUUCUAUUGCCAGGAGCUAAUCUUUGUUUAUAGACCACAACAGAAGCAACAGUGAAUCACAAGUGAUCAUCUCCAUUUCACUGUUAGGAAUUUUUUUUUUUUUUUUUAAAUUUCAGUGUACGAUAUGACAUUAAGUACACCUUUAUAUUUGUAAUGUUUAGUCUAAAUCUUGAAAUAGAUCCAUUUUAAAUAGGGAGGAUCUUUUAUCAUGUACAGAAUAUAAAAGGUGAU